AUGGGGAAAAACAAAUUUCUCACACCUAAGGCAAUUGCCAAUAGAAUUAAAGCAAAGGGACUGCAGAAGCUUCUGUGGUAUUGCCAUAUGUGCCAGAAGCAGUGUCGUGACGAGAAUGGUUUCAAAUGCCAUUGCAUGAGUGAAGGGCACCAGCGUCAAAUGCAAAUUUUUGGACAAAACCCAACUCGCAUAAUUGAGGGCUAUACUAAAGAAUUUGAGACUACUUUUCUUGAGCACAUGGAGCGUAGCCAUCGAUUUAGCCAUGUGGCUGCGACUGUAGUGUAUAAUGAAUAUAUAAAUGAUAGAAACCAUGUUCAUAUGAACUCCACUGAGUGGGCUACACUUACUGAAUUUGUUAAGUACUUGGGUCGAACUGGAAAAUGUAAGGUUGAAGAAACACCCAAGGGAUGGUUCAUUACAUACAUAGAUAGAGAUUCAUAA
Lathyrus sativus (Indian pea) is the source of this 441-nucleotide messenger RNA. NCBI's taxonomy places the organism in Eukaryota, Viridiplantae, Streptophyta, Magnoliopsida, Fabales, Fabaceae. The record is from the annotation of a GenBank genome assembly.